Oryzias latipes (Japanese medaka) is the source of this 2833-nucleotide messenger RNA. It is a transcript of the gene cbx2, whose product is annotated as chromobox homolog 2 (Drosophila Pc class). Gene Ontology annotation, cellular component: PRC1 complex; heterochromatin. Gene Ontology annotation, biological process: negative regulation of transcription by RNA polymerase II. The record is from RefSeq and is a predicted model, not a curated record. NCBI's taxonomy places the organism in Eukaryota, Metazoa, Chordata, Actinopteri, Beloniformes, Adrianichthyidae.
AACAACUCCAGAUGGAUAUCUCUCCAAGUUUUCCAUUUUAAAAACCUUUAUAGCCAUAAAUCUCUAGUCUACUUUUAAAUUAUUCAAUUAAAACAAGAUGAUUUUCUUAAAUAGUACUGUUUUCACAUUCACUUUUUUUUUACAACAUAUUUACAUGAUUUCGGUUUUCAACAUUAAAUAAACACACCCUGCUUCCUAAUAACUACAUUGGUUGAAAAAUGUCAAUGCUUAAAUGUCGAGGGUGGGUUUUAUUUUGAAGGCAGGAGGGCCAACAUCCGGCGGCGGCUGGCUGUGUUCUGAUUGGCUGCAGCCUCCUCGCUGAAGUCGCCGUGUUGGAGCUGCAGGCAGAAAUGGAGGAGCUUAGCGCCGUGGGAGAGCAGGUCUUUGAUGCGGAAUGCAUCUUGAACAAACGCGUGAGAAAGGGAAAGUUGGAGUUUCUCGUCAAGUGGAGGGGAUGGUCAUCCAAACACAACAGCUGGGAGCCUCAAGAAAACAUCCUGGACCCGAGGCUGCUGGCUGCCUUCAACAAAAAGGAGCAGGAGAAGGAGCUGCUGAUGCUCAAAAGAGGGAAGAGACCCCGAGGAAGACCACGGAAGAUCCUGGACAGCUUACCAGAACCGCCCAAGUCCAGCACCUCAUCUUCAGCGAUGUCUUCUUCAUCUGACUCCUCAUCCUCCUGCUCCUCCUCCUCAUCCUCCUCAGAAGAUGAAGAUGAAGAUGAGGACAGCCACCUUCAGCAGACGGCGCCGACUGUCCGGACCAGAGACCAUGACCCCGUCCCACAGAAGAAGGCUCAAAUCCUGAUGGCCAAACCGGAUCCGUCAAAGAAGCGCAGAGGUGAGGCGAAGGAGCUUCAGCAGAACAAAGCUCCUCCCAAAACGGACAAGGGCCCCGAUCUGCCGGGGGGCCCCCAUAAGCCGGUCCAGCCGCCCGGCUUUGCCUUCUUGGGCUUCCACCGCGGCUCAGCCAGGGAGGCGGUGGGGGCUCAGAACCGGAGUCCUCUGGCCCAGGGCGGGGGGGUCAAGAACGCCCCGGGCUCCGCGGGACCCGGAAGGUCCUCGGUGCAGACCUCCCUCCCCCUGAACAAAUCCGGCCAGAGCAGACCGUCCGCCGUGAGCAGCGGGGCGAGUCUGGAUCUGAAAAAGGCUAAAGGGGUCGCAGCGCUGCACCUGAACCCUUCCAAACACCCCCUCCAGGGGGCAGCGCAGCACACACCCGGCGGGCAGAGGAAAGCCCACACCCCCCUGUCAACGAUGCAGCGGAUGCUCAGCACCAAAACAGGGACUCCCCCUCCAAAGAACCCCCCCUCCAACCCAGGAUCUGGUCCACAGCCCCUCAACCUUCAUCACAAACUGUCUCAGGGCAGCGGCACUGCUGGGAACGCCCAGAGGGGCGCCGCCACCCCCGCCAAGAAAGCCGCCACCCCCGCACAGGUGCACCACGAUGACCCCCAGAGAAGACCAGCAGCCAGGAAGAGCCAACCCGACAAGUCCGGAUCCGAGGUCCAGAAGCAGCCGGAGAGGUCGAAGAAGCCCAGAAUGACGGAGAUGAGCACGGGGGAAGAGGAAAGCAGCUCCGACUCCGACCACGACGCUUCCUUCAACGGGGCGGCCGUCCAGAACCAGGACUGGAAGCCCACGCGCAGCCUCAUCGAGCACGUGUUCGUCACCGACGUCACCGCCAACCUGGUCACCGUCACCGUCAAGGAGUCGCCCACCAGCGUGGGCUUCUUCAGCCUUCGCAACUACUGAGCCGCCUCCAAGGAGAACCAGAGCCGGUUCUGAGAGAAACCCCUUGAAUUACAGGGUUCAUUUGUUCCUCCUCUAUUAAUCAAAACGAGCCGUUUGGCUAAUUUGCUGGUUCCGAUUGGGAUUAUUUAUUUUCUUAAACCUUUUUCUUCGUCAUCGUUUUGCUCUAAAGUAAAAAAUCUGAAGCUUCCUUUGAGGCUCUGGUCAAUUUCACGUCCAAACCUUCACAUUUCUGCUCUGAAACUAGGUUUACUGGUAAUAUUUCAACCGUUUUCAUAUAAAUCGUGAACAAACGAUGUAACUUUUGUCAUUAAAACUGUCCUUUUGUGAAAACAGAGGCCUUUGCUGCAAAGUGACAAAAACAUUCAGAGAAUUAAUCUGGGGAUUACACAAACCGCAGUCACAGCUUGUAAAUAAAUUCAAAUAGAUUAAUUUAAACCAGCUGGGACUGAAAUGAUCACUGUGGAGUCUUUUGCUUAAAAAAUGGAUUUGAAUCAUUUUUCUGUUGUUUUAUACUUACAAGCACAGAGUGAAACUAUUGUUUUUGUAGUUCUGUGUAUUAGCUACCUCUGUCUGCCAGUUUUCACUGCAGGCUUCUGCAUAAGCUGGACUGUUCUGUUCUGGAAAAGCGGCGCUCAGAUUGUUUGUUUGGCUUCAUCUGGGGUUUUCCUGAACGGGUUGUUCUUCUGGUUCUGCAGGAUCAGUCCUGCCGGGCUUCCAUUUUUUUUUAUUUUGAGAAAAGGGAAUGGCGGCCCCGAGCGCUACUUCUUCCUGCAGAGCCCCUCCUGUUCUGCAGACGUUGUGCUCAGAGACAGAAUCAUUUUCAUGUUCUCGUCGGCUAAAGUGCCAAACAUCCUGCUGACAGAGGAACGUGGGGAACACAUCUUUACAAUCGCUUAGGUCUCCUGGAAGCGUGGACUAAGGCGUUCUUUGGCAGGGGAACGCUCCUACAGGAACUUUAGAUUUGUACUAACCGUUUCAAAGGAGGGUGUUCUCUUUACAAUCUAUUUAUUUUCAGGGCGGUGUCACCUGUUCUCUGUUGUGCCUCUCCUCAUUUUUACUAAUAAAAUACUUCAAAAACAGGA